Molecule: messenger RNA, 2629 nt
Organism: Panicum virgatum (switchgrass)
Lineage: Eukaryota; Viridiplantae; Streptophyta; Magnoliopsida; Poales; Poaceae
Product: ABC transporter G family member 1-like
Exons: 7
Coding region: 133-2319 (728 amino acids)
Cellular component (GO): membrane
Molecular function (GO): ATP binding; ATP hydrolysis activity; ABC-type transporter activity
Source: RefSeq, a predicted model, not a curated record
ACACGGCAAGGCAGGCAGGCAACAAGCGCAGCACGAGCUAGUACCUAGUUCCCACCGCUGUUCCAGCCUUGGCCAGCUCAAGCUUGCCUUCAUUCUCGCCGGUCAAGUAUACCUAGCUAGCGUUCCGUCGACAUGGCGUCCGAGCAGCAGCCGCAGCACGCCCCCGCCGUGCCGAGGUGGACGCCGAGCCCGCCGCGGCGGCAGGACCGAGGCCGAGGCGGCGACGCCCACGACGACGACGAGUACGCGGACUCCGAGCUGGGCGCGUCGUCGUCCAUGCGCAGCACCGACGGGUUCCCCUUCGGCAGCGGGCGCUCCUUCGCGCCGCCGCCGUUCCCGCUGCCGCAGCCCUCGCCGCUGGAGAUCAGCGCGGCAGGGAACGGGACGGCCGCCGCCGACGGCCCCGUCGCCCGCGAGAAGUCGCUGCGCCGGACCGACGAAGGCGUGGUGAUAUCCUGGGAGGACCUCUGGGUGUCGGCGAGCGGCGGCAAGGGCGGCGGCCGCGUGCCCAUCCUCUGCGGCCUCAGCGGGUACGCGCGCCCCGGCGAGGUGCUCGCCAUCAUGGGCCCGUCCGGCUGCGGCAAGUCCACCCUUCUAGACGCCCUGGCAGGAAGGCUAGGUUCUAACGUGAGCCAGAAGGGGGAGAUCCUGAUCAAUGGCCGGAGACAGAAGCUAGCCUACGGGACAUCGGCGUACGUGACGCAGGACGACGUGCUGAUGACGACGCUGACGGUGCGCGAGGCGGUGCACUACUCGGCGCAGCUGCAGCUGCCCGGCGCGAUGCCGGCGGCGGCCAAGCGGGAGCGCGCGGAGGAGACGCUGCGGGAGAUGGGGCUGGAGGGCGCGGCGGACACGCGCAUCGGCGGGUGGGCGCGCAGGGGCAUCAGCGGCGGGCAGCGGCGGCGGGUGAGCAUCUGCAUGGAGAUCCUCACCCGCCCCGCGCUGCUCUUCCUGGACGAGCCCACCAGCGGCCUCGACAGCGCCGCCUCCUACCACGUCGUCGCCCGCAUCGCCCGCCUCGCGCGCCGCGAGGGCAUGACCGUCGUCGCCGCCGUGCACCAGCCCAGCUCCGAGGUCUACGGCCUCUUCGCCAGCCUCUGCCUCCUCGCCUACGGCAGGACCGUCUUCUUCGGCCCCGCCGCCGAGACCACCCAGUUCUUUGCUCUGAGCGGAUUCCCCUGUCCAUCCCUGAUGAACCCUUCUGACCACUUCCUGAGGACAAUCAACAAAGACUUUGACAAGGACAUCGAAGAAGGCAUGAACGGUGAGAAAAUGACCACUGCUCAGGCAAUCGACACGCUGGUGAACUCGUACAAAUCCUCCGCCUACAUGGACAAAGUGACUCGGCAGAUCGCCGGCAUACGCGAAACUGGAGGGGCAAUGGUGAAGAAGGAUUGGCAGCCAAGCUUCCUGACCCAAUCCUUGGUGCUCACCAAGAGGUCCUUCGUGAACAUGUACAGGGACCUGGGCUACUACUGGCUGCGCUUCGCCAUCUACAUCAUGCUGUGCCUCUGCGUCGGCACCAUUUUCUACGACGUCGGACACAGCUACGGGUCGAUUCAGGCUCGUGGCUCCAUGCUCAACUUCGUGGCCGCUUUCCUCACCUUCAUGGCCAUCGGAGGCUUCCCGUCGUUCGUGGAGGACAUGAAGGUGUUCGGGCGGGAGAGGCUGAACGGGCACUACGGCGUGGCGUCCUUCACGAUCGCCAACACGGUGUCGGCGGCGCCGUACCUGGCGCUCAUCUCCGUUGUCCCGGGCGCCAUGGCCUACUACAUGGUCGGCCUCCAGAGCAGCUUCGGCCACUUCGCCUACUUCGCCCUGGUGCUCUUCGCCGCGAUGAUGGUCGUGGAGGGGCUCAUGAUGAUCGUGGCCAGCACCGUCCCGGACUUCCUCAUGGGCAUCAUCACCGGCGCCGGCAUCCAGGGCGUCAUGAUGCUCAACGGCGGCUUCUUCCGCCUCCCCAACGACCUGCCCAAGCCCUUCUGGCGCUACCCCAUGUACUACAUCGCCUUCCACAAGUACGCUAACCAGGGGUUCUACAAGAACGAGUUCCUGGGGCUCACGUUCCCCAGCAACCAGGUGGCCGCCGGCGGCGCCGCCACCAUCUCCGGCAGCGAGAUCCUGAGGGACUACUGGCAGGUGCAGAUGGGGUACAGCAAGUGGGUCGACCUCGGCAUCCUCUGCGGGAUGGUCCUGCUCUACAGGCUGCUCUUCCUGGCCAUCGUGAAGCUCGCCGAGAAGGUGAAGCCCAUGAUAAAGGGGUUCAGGUUCAGGAACGCCGCCGCGCCGUCCGUGCACGUAGGCUCCGGCAGCCCGUGAUGAUCUACGCGGAGGCCGAUCCAUCAGCAACACGCGAUGGCUUAAUUUGUUGGGGCUGCUAGUGUAGUCGGAGCAGCAGCAGCAGCAGCAGUGAGAUGCAAAGUAUUGUGCAAUCUUGUCAUCUUCUCAUUGACAAGGACGAAAAGUAAUAAACAGUGACCUCAACUCUAGUAUCAUUGACUAGAGUUGGGGGCUCUGUUUAUUUCCGGCCAGUUGGAGUGGGCUUAUGGGGACCUCAUUUAUUUCCCGUUUUGUAGCCUUAAAGUAUGUAAUGUAUAUAUGUUGCUUUAGUAGAGUACUUUGUUUGUUG